Solanum dulcamara is the source of this 2265-nucleotide messenger RNA. RefSeq names its product F-box protein FBW2-like. The record is from RefSeq and is a predicted model, not a curated record. The transcript is spliced from 5 exons. Bases 532 to 1494 code for a protein of 320 amino acids. NCBI's taxonomy places the organism in Eukaryota, Viridiplantae, Streptophyta, Magnoliopsida, Solanales, Solanaceae.
CGUAACCAACAUCUUACACCUCCUCCGUACUAAAGCUUAGUACAUCUCCUCGAUACAUAUACAAAUAAUUUAAUACCAUACCAUAUUCACUCCUCUCACCAGUACCAUCAACCCCAUACCCCAGUUUCAGAAACAUUCAAUUCCAAAUUUCCAAGACCAUUUACAUAUGACAAGUUACAUUGCUGCUUUCUGAGAUAUUUCUUGAACUUUUCACUUUCACAUGUUCCUUUUUUUUAUUUUUUGUUUAAGCCCUGUAAUCAAAUCUUGUUUCUUUUGUCUCUCUUCUUGUUUCUUUCUUCUACCUAACACUAACACCCUUUUAACUGAAACUCACAUUCUCCUGCCCCUUCAUUUUAGGCGGAUAAACCGGUGUAAUUUCACAGAUCCAAGAAUAAAAAUUCUUAGGGUGUUGGCUGAUUUGAGCUAAAAAAACUCAACUGGGAAAUGGUAAUUGGUGUAGCUAAUUGAAACCUCAUUGCUUUAGUGUUUUGCUGUGGCAAUAUGGAUGGUUAAAGCAAAUCAAGAGUUAAGAUGGAGGAGAGUUUUGAGUUUCGUCGGUGGGAUGAAUUGAUUCCUGAUGCACUUGGGCUAAUAUUUAGAAACCUUUCACUUCAAGAGGUAUUAACUAUAGUCCCAAGGGUGUGCAAGUCAUGGGGAAAAGCAGCAAGGGGUCCUUAUUGUUUGCAAGAAAUUGACAUUGAGGAAUGGAGCAAAAAUCGCUGCCCUGAUAACCUUGAUCGGAUGCUUCAAUUGCUUAUUACAAGAAGCUGUGGUUCUUUGCGUAAACUCUGUGUUUUCGGUCUCUCCCGCGAAUCAAGCUUCUCAUUCAUUGCAAACAAUGCCAAAUCUCUGCAGAUGUUGCGGUUGCCAAAAAGUGAAAUAGGCGAUUCCGUUGUGGAACAACUUGCGGGAAUGUUCUUGAACAUUACAUUUUUGGAUGUAAGCUACUGCAUAAAAAUAGGAGCCGGAGCCCUUGAAGCUGUAGGAAAGCACUGCAAAUGUCUCACUGGUUUGCGUCGAACAAUGCAUCCCCUUGAGGUUAUUGGCAAGCUAUCCCAAGACGAUGAAGCCAUGGCAAUAGCCAGUACAAUGCCAAAUCUCAAGCAACUCGAGAUUGCCUACAUGCUGGUUGGUACAACAAGCAUAAUUGAGGUCCUUAAAAACUGCAGACAUCUUGAGCUACUGGAUGUAAGAGGUUGUUGGAAUGUGAACCUCGAUGAUCAUUUCGUAAAGAAAUUCCAUCAGCUAAAGGUGGUUGGUCCAAUUGUCGUAGAUUGCUAUGAUAGGAAUGGCUGGGACAAUUGCUCUGACUAUUCAAGUUCUUCUGGCUAUGUACGGUGGGAUUUUGUGGCUGGUGAAGUGGACGAUGACGACUUUGAUGAAAUGUCCGAUGUGUAUUGGGAGGAUGAUCAAGAUAUUGAGGAUGUCGAAAUGUGGUUUUAUGAUGACUUAAAUGCUGUGAACUCUGGAUAUGAUUGGCCGCAAUCUCCUUGAGGUGGGAGGUACCUAGGAGUAUCUAGUGGAAUCUUCGAGAUGCACUCAAGCUUCCCGGACACUACGGUCACAAAAUAAAAAAAGUGAAGUGAAAGGUAGAAUCCAACAAGGUCUGUCAUAAUUUGUCUGAGUGAUCUUCUCAGGCCCUCAAGAAGAGACAGCUAACAAAAGGUGUGCUUAAGCAUUGUUGACCCUGUUUGUCCAGAAGAGAACUACAGUCCUUGGUAAUCUGUGAAUGAUACAAAAUUAUCUGUUAUUUGGUGGAAGAUAGCAGAUAUUCUGUGAAAUAAUCGAGGUGCAAGCAAGCUAGCUCGACAAACCUCCAUUAUCAAAAAAGAAUGUAUGUAUUGCUCGUUGUAAAUUCGGAAUAUCACACAUUGAUUAAUCGAAGAGAGAUUCAACAACCGAAAAGAAAGAUUGAUUCUUUGGGACCCUCCCUUUCUUCAAACGGAACGAAAAGAGAGAAUCAGGUUGAUUCCUAAAUGCCUUUCUGGAUAUUCCUUAACCAGUUCCUAUGAUUGGAGGACCUUGCCAAGUCUAUAGUCUAUUUCCCUUUCUAUUUUUUAUGAGAAGUUUGUGUUCUAGAGGAGGAGUCCAACAUAUUUUUUCUCUUAUUGAAAGUAUCUUGUAAUUGUUCCUCCUACAAGUAUUUUGUGUUCAACAGGUCUAUUAAGACUUGUUUAGGUGAUAUGUUCUGGUCUUUAUUGUUUUAAAGUGUUUGACAUUCCUGUUGUAGUUAGUAGUUUCAUAAGCAAAAGAGAGUGUAUUUAA